AAUCCCUUAGGGACGGAAUUUAUCAAACAUCAGGAAGACACCCUUCUCACUCAACGAGUCAGUUCACAGUCACAACUCUAGAUUUAACAGUGCAACUGUUAACACACGCGUUUGGGUUCAGUGCUUUUUCUACAGACAACAGCCACACUGUUUUUGACGAGCGACAGCGCCGAACUUUAAUUUAUGUAUUUAACCAGCCAAGUUGUGACGCAUUUGGUUUCCCUGUGUUGUUAACACGUUAUGAAGCCACAUCUUGUCGUCUAUUUGUGUAACAGGAAUUUUAGUCUAGGCAUUUGUGAUUUGAAUAACAAUCCGGAUCGGGAGUAUAAUUUAAUAUGAAUGACAACAAUAUGGAUUCUGAUCAAGUUCAACAAACAGAUGGCAGCACAUCAGAAGAAUCAAUAAGUAUUCCUAAUCAAAGGAUGACAAGAUAUCAGAUCCUCACAUUGAUAUCAAUGGCAUCUGUCAACUUCAGCUCAAUGAUCUGCUACUCUAUACUGGGGCCAUUCUUCCCCAACGAGGCCAUGAAAAAAGGAGCCAGUCAGACUGUCAUCGGACUUAUAUUUGGCUGCUAUGCUCUGUGCAAUCUGAUGGGCUCUUUAGUACUGGGUAAAUAUAUUGUCCAGAUUGGGGCAAAGGUCAUGCUAAUUUCAGGCUUAUUCGUAUCAUCGGGGUGCACCAUUCUCUUUGGCUUACUCGACCGAGUUCCUGAGGGAGCUACUUUUAUUACUUUGUGCUUUAUCAUAAGAUCUGUUGAUGCUCUGGGCUUCAGUGCUGCAAUGACUUCUUCUUUUGCAAUUUCGGCAAAAGUUUUCCCCAACAACAUAGCAACUGUUCUGGGUAGUUUGGAGAUCUUUACAGGGCUGGGUCUGAUUCUGGGACCACCAAUAGGUGGAUGGCUGUAUCAGUCUUUUGGAUACGAAGUCCCUUUCAUGGCUCUGGGAUGCUUUCUAUUUCUUAUGGUCCCCUUCAACAUCUACAUCUUACCAAGCUUUGCUGCUGAACCUACCAAGGACUCCUUCUUCAGGCUGUUCACACGUCUGAAGAUAGUCCUCAUUUGCUUUGCCAUAUUCACCCUGAGCUCUGGCCUUGGCUUUCUGGAUGCAACCUUGUCCAUAUAUGCCAUUGAUAAGUUUGACCUCUCUCCAGGAUAUGUGGGUCUUCUCUUGCUUGGCCUGUCGUUGCCUUACUGUCUGGCCUCACCUCUGCUUGGUAUCGUUAGUGACAGGUUUCCUUCCAUAAGGCCAUGGUUGAUGGUGCUAGGAGGCUUGUCUACAGCAACUGGUUUCUGGUUCUUAGGUCCUGUCCCCAUUCUGCAGAUACAGAGUCAGCUGUGGCUGUUGGUCUUCAUGCUGGGUGUCAUAGGAUUCUCUCUAAGCAUGAUUGCCAUCCCCACCUUCCCUGAAAUACUCAACUGUGCAUAUGAAAAUGGAUUUGAGGAGGGGCUGAGCACUCUCGGACUGGUGUCUGGAUUGUUUGGAGCAGUGUGGUCCAUUGGAAUGUUUUGUGGUCCAACGCUCGGUGGCUUCACCACACAGCAGCUGAGCUUUGAGUGGGCUGCUUCUAUUCAAGGAGGCCUGGCCUUUUUAGCCGCUUUCUUUCUUGGUAUAUAUUUUCUCUGUCAAAGAACACGACAAAGAAGGGCUCCUCAGAUCAAGAGGAAAAUACCUUCAGAUGAACAUACCCGUCUUCUGUCCUGAACAACGAUCAUCUACCAGGAACAUGUACAGUGAGGGAUGGGUACCAAACAAUAAACACCAUUUCUUAAAAUAUUAUGUGUAUGUAUUGCUAGAGAUUGAGGUGGGCAUGCAUUGUAUUGCUAGAGAUUGUGAUAAAACAGAACAAUGAGAAAGCUAUUUCACCAGAUGUAUAAAUGUGAAGCAUCCGGUUGGCGUUUCCACUCAUUACCAAACAUGGUGGUGAGAAGAAGCCCAGUGGCCGGGAGUGGGAGAAGAUGGAGCGAGAUGGAUUUUGGCCGACAUUCUGCAAAUUUUCUCUUCGAUGAAACAUUUGAUCUCAUUACAGUUUUCUGUUUCCAAAACUGUUACGAACAGAGUGGACUAAGUUUUGUAGACUUUACCCUUUGCCAAAGUUUUAAAAAAGUGCAUUAUUUAGGAGUGCAAGGGCAAAUUUAGUAGACGUUCCCUAACAGAAAUAUGUAAAUACAUGCUAGAACACACCAAUAGGCUCUCGCUAGCGUUUGCUUGGCUAUGCCCACCUCACUUGUUCUGCCCGCUAUGAUUAAUUUGCUUACAUUGGAAACGACAGGCUGUGCUCUAUCCUGGGUUAGUUAUAAAAAAAAUCUUUGGUGAUAAUGUACAGUGCAUUCGGAAAGUAUUCAGACCCCUUUACUUUUUCCACAUGUUUGUUACUUUAUAGGCUUAUUGUAAAAUGUAUUAAAUAAAAACAUUUCCUCAUCAAACUACACACAAUACCCCAUAAUGACAAAGCAAAAACAGGUUUUUAGACAUUUUUGCAACAAAAAACAACAGAUAUCACAUUUACAUAAGUAUUCAGACCUUUUACUCAGUACUUUGUAGAAGCACCUUUGGCAGUGAUUACAGCCUUGAGUCUGUAUUUGGGGAGUUUCUCCAAUUCCUCUCAAGCUUUGUCAGAUUGAAUGGGGAGUAUUGCUUCACAGCUAUUUUCAGGUUUCUCCAGAGAUGUUCGAUCUGGGCUCUGACUGGGCCACUCAAGCACAUUCAGAGACUUGUCCCGAAGCCACUCCUGUGUUGUCUUGACUGUGUGCUUAGGGUCGUUGUCCUGUUGGAAAGUGAACCUUUGCCCAAGUCUGAGAUCCUGAGCACUCUGGAGCAGGUUUCCAUCAACGAUUUCUCUGUACUUUGCUCCGUUCAUCUUUCCCUCGAUCCUGACUAGUCUCCCAGUACCUGCUGUUGAAAAACAUCCCCACAGCAUGAUGCUGCCACCACCUUGCUUCACCGUAGGGAUGGUGCCAGAUUUGGCAAAAAUCUCUAAAAACCUGUUUGCGCUUUGUCAUUAUAGUGUAUUGUUAUUUAAUCAAUUUUAGCAUAAGGCUGUAAUGUAACAAAAUGUGGAAAAAUUCAAGCGUCUGAAUACUUUCUGAAGGCACCGUAUAUUAGCAGCCAGACAGUGAACAACAUAUAUCUAUAUACACUACAGAGGUGCUAAACGUGGACUGUAACUUGUAUUCAAAUGUAAAACUAAGAGGAUGAUGCUACACAUAUUGACUCUUUUGUUGUCAUAGAGUAGCACUAGCAAUCCAAACAAAAGCAGUUCAGUUUUCAUUAUGGCAAUAUCAAAAUAAGACCUGUGUAUACUUACUUGAACUGUCAAGGACCUCAACAAGCUGUGGUAAAGCUUUGGAACUUUUUUGAAUGAGCUUUUAGCAAGUUAUUUCAAAACACCAUUUACUUAGGAAUAGGUGAAUGGCUCAUAAAAUAAUGUUUACUUAAUGACAAUCAAUGGGCAUUUAUCAGUUGGCAAUGUAAACAUAUACCCAUUGAAAUACAGUACUAUGUAAAUGCCUCUCAUUUCCAACACCACAUGACUUGAAUUAUUUGUCUGAACAGUGGGGUCAGAACACAAUGUGCAUAGCUAUUGACCUCCUUCAUGGUUAUGUAGAUUGCCCAUUGACAAAAAUGACUGUAUCCACUUGUCAAGUGAUCAUAACUGUGGUUCAUUCAAGUACAGCAAACUAUUUGAAAAUAUGUAACUAAUGUAAUCUUAGACCUUUGUUACAGUCUUGUAGUUACAUGUCUUUGGUGUUAUUCCAAUGUGUGCUUCUGCUCUCUUAAACUCCUAUUUACAAUAAUGGCAUUAGGAGAAAUCUAGGUACCUUUUUCCUCACUGACUGCAGAGUUCCAAAUUACAUUAGUCUGGUCAAAUAAAAUAGGGAAUUCAUAAUAAAAGAUAACUGAUGUUGUCUAC
This is a messenger RNA of Oncorhynchus masou masou (cherry salmon), 3909 nucleotides long. RefSeq names its product MFS-type transporter SLC18B1-like. Gene Ontology annotation, molecular function: transmembrane transporter activity. Gene Ontology annotation, biological process: transmembrane transport. The record is from RefSeq and is a predicted model, not a curated record. The coding region runs from base 336 to 1700 and encodes 454 amino acids. Lineage: Eukaryota; Metazoa; Chordata; Actinopteri; Salmoniformes; Salmonidae. The transcript has 14 exons.